This is a messenger RNA of Sphenostylis stenocarpa, 228 nucleotides long. Lineage: Eukaryota; Viridiplantae; Streptophyta; Magnoliopsida; Fabales; Fabaceae. The record is from the annotation of a GenBank genome assembly.
AUGAAACCUCACAUCUCCGGCGAAAGCUCUCUGGCCAAUGAGUUCAGGAGAUCUGUCGGCGAGAAGCUUCAUCAAGUUGAUGAGGCAGCGGCGGCCACGGUGGCAAUUGCCGCCGAUGCUGCCAAGCAAGGUAGGUUUCUAGAAGCCGAGAGACGACGGAGAAGGAACCACCGUGUAGAAGACCCCAUCAGAACCUUGAUGUUCUUGGGAUCUAUGAAUCACACAUGA